This is a messenger RNA of Symbiodinium pilosum, 2667 nucleotides long. The record is from the annotation of a GenBank genome assembly. Lineage: Eukaryota; Dinophyceae; Suessiales; Symbiodiniaceae.
AUGCCCAGCGCGGUCUUGCGCGAGGAUAUCAGUGGGCUGCGAAAGGAGCCGUUCGCUGUCCACGUUUCAGAUCCAGAGGUCAUGGGCAUCGCAGAGGACAGAAUCAAAGAUGGAACUGAGCUCUUCGUGCCUAGAGGGGACACGGGCCCCUGGUUGGUGAGCAUUGUUGUUCACGGACCAGCCAGCACAUGCUAUGAUCACAGACUGCGUCUCCAAGUCAAGGUGAACAGCGCUUGGCCUCAAACACCUGCAGAGGUACGAGUUCAGAAUUGGUUGCAACAUGCCCUUGUGAAGGCAGAUGGAAUAGUAGAUGAAGCUGCUUUGGCCGAAGCCCUGUCCAAGUCGGACAGCAAUGGCGAGGGAGUUUCCAAAUUGUGCCGGACAAUGCAAGCCGUUAUGCUGCUUCUGAGAGAGCCCGAGCAGCUAUGCGAGACAGCUGACGCCGAUGCGAUCAAAGAUGCUGCAGAGGCGAACGCUGAGUGCUUUAAAACAAUCUCCCAGUAUCGUGCCCUCCGUCGUCACGAGCACCUUUUCAAUGAUGAGAUUGCUUUCUCCAAAGACAUGUUUGAUCCCAAAUUUUGGACAGCAUACGCAACGAACACUCCAGAAGCGUGGUCUGCAAUCAUGACUGAGGAGGCGCCGGAGGUUUAUUCAUUUCCCAUCUUCAGCGAUAGCUUCUGUAAAGACAUGGUCGAGGAGCUUGACGCCUUUAAUGCCAGCGGCUUGCCCGCACGUCGUCCUAACAGCAUGAACAACUACGGAGUUGUGGUGAACGAGAUCGGCAUGGAGCCCGCUCUAGACAAGCUGGUCCACACCUUCCUCCAACCAGUUGCCCAUCACCUUUUUCCUGGGCCUGGAUCCCACUUUGACCGACAUCACACCUUUGUGGUGCGGUAUAAGGUUGGUGAGGACCUGGGCUUGGACAUGCACACUGAUGACAGCGAUGUCACUUUCAAUGUUUGCCUCGGCAGGGAGUUCAAAGGUGCCGGCCUGCAGUUCUGUGGUAACCAGGGCGCCCCCAAUCACCGUCAUGCAAGUCUGUUGUAUCAACACAAGCUCGGGCACUGUGUUGUGCAUCGUGGUCAUCGUCGGCAUGGUGCUGAUGACAUCACCGAAGGUGAGCGGCUCAAUUUGAUAGUUUGGACACGCAAUAUUGAGUACCGCAGAUCCCGGCUGUGGUCACGCCAUAACAUGCAACUGCAGUCGACGGGCUAUUGCCAAGAAAGCGCUCCUCCAGACCCAGUGUGUCUGUCGUACACCCACGAUCGCGACUAUGGCGUGUUCAAGGAGUACAAGACACAAAAGAUGAUGCAGAACUGUGGAACCGGAGCCUUUACACCCAUGACGGAAAACAACUUGCUCAACGGCAGUAUGCUGAAGCUCUUUGCCCUGUGUGAAAGCAAGCAAGGCCUUCUUGGCAAGGAUGUCCGAGCAUACAUGGGCCCAGGCGCUGCAGGAGCAGACCUCGGGUAUCAGGCUCAAAAGGAGAGAGAAAAGCAGUUGGAAAAGGCGCAGAAGCACCAGGAAGUAAGCGAGUUUCGCAGAGCUGCUUCUGACCACAGGAUUGACAAAGCCAUGACAAAGCCUAGCAAGGUUGCGCAGACCAUAGCGCCGGAAGUCGGCCCCCAGGUUGGCCCGCAGGCCAAGAAGCGCAUGCCCAGUUUUGUCAAAGUGAAGAGCAAAGAAGAUGUCUUCGAGGAGAAGCAGGAGCCUGACAGCAAACGGGCACGAGUGGAAGGCGCUGAAACUUCUGCGCUAAAUGCGGCAGCUGGAUCACCAACCUCCUCACCAGCUGGCGGGUCCUUGCUGGGUGGCUACGAAUCCUCGGAUGAGGCUGGGCACAUUGCCGCUGCCGAACAGGUUGCUCGGGCAGCAGCACAGGUCUCCAGUGGCAAGUGCCGAACGCAGAACAUGAACGACAGGGAGAUCCUCAGCAAUUUGCAGCAGCGAUAUGGGUGGACACCUCGAGACAUGGGUGCUGGUGGAAAUUGUCUCUUCCUGUCCAUGGCGCUGCAAGUCCAAGCCAACGAUGUUAAGGACCUUGCCUCCAGGUCUUCUGCUUGGGAAGCAGCACUGGGUGAAAACCUUACCGAUCGAUGGGAGGGUAUGGGUCUUGGAGACAGAGCAUCGCUGCUGCGUCGAAUGGCCAUUCUUAAUGAGAGCGAGUUCAUUGCAGAGUUGGCGGCCACCCGUGCGCGCGGUGAACAGCUGUCUGCCGAUGUGGAGUGGCGCACACGGGAGCUCUUCACUGACAUGGCAGAGGAGUUUAUUUCCAGCAAUAAGACGGAGCUCGCAGCUGACAUACCAGGGUGGAACCGUGAGGGACUUUAUUCUCGGGUUCGGGAGGUUGUGUCCUCGUGGACGUUGGAUCAGAUCUGCGAAUUCGUCUUGCUGCACGCGGACGAGUAUCUGCAGACCACCGGGAGGGAGGGCAACUGGGCUGGCAGUUCUGAGAUGGCUGCGCUGUCUAGCGUGCUGCAACGGCCAGUCCAAGCCUACGGGAACAACUGGGUCUCUCAGGAUGAGGUCAAGCUUGAGCAGGCAGAAGAUGACAAGAACUGGAGGGUACUUCCAUACUUCGAGGCCAAUUGCUUCAUGGAACCCAGGGGCGACGCCAUCCGUGUUUUUCAAACACACGGCGGGGGCCACUAUCAGAUGCUUGCCUGA